Messenger RNA from Leptopilina boulardi, 2214 nucleotides. Its product is annotated as pre-mRNA-splicing factor CWC25 homolog. NCBI's taxonomy places the organism in Eukaryota, Metazoa, Arthropoda, Insecta, Hymenoptera, Figitidae. The coding region runs from base 196 to 2085 and encodes 629 amino acids. Gene Ontology annotation, biological process: mRNA splicing, via spliceosome. Gene Ontology annotation, cellular component: U2-type spliceosomal complex. The transcript is spliced from 6 exons. The record is from RefSeq and is a predicted model, not a curated record.
UUUUUCCACGCAUGCCCAGUAAGGUUUGCAAUUUUGACAGUUUUGACGCUUGGAAGAAAUGUCAAAAAAACAAUGACGUAUUUAUUUAUUUAAUACAAAUUAAAAUAAAUACCACUUUUACAAAGUGAUUAAAAAUUUAGUCAAAAAUUGUUAACAUCAAUUUAAAUAAUUACCAAACUUAUAUAAACUUUCAAAAUGGGAGGAGGAGAUUUGAAUUUGAAGAAAUCAUGGCAUCCAUCAACAAUGAAAAAUAUGGAGAAAGUAUGGAAAGCAGAGCAAAUGAGCAAUCAGGAGAAAAAGAGAAUAGCUGAAUUGAAACGAGAAAUUGAAAUGGAAAAAGAUCGCGAGGAAUUAACAAAAAUUGCAAUGGAUCAUGGAACAAUUGAAAAGAAAGAUGAUAAAAAAUUAGAUUGGAUGUAUAAGAAGCCAAAUCAAACGGUUGAUCGCGAGGAAUAUUUAUUGGGAAAAGAAAUUGAUCAAAAUUUUGAGAAAAUUGUACAAGCCGAAAAAGAUGCAGCAUUAAAUAGAGCUCCGAAAAAUCACGUCGAGCACGAAUGUAUACCACCUUCUCUAAGAUAUUUUUCUGGUACCGAACAAGUGGACCUGGCGAGAAAACAACAAGAAGAUCCAUUGUUUCUAAUCAAGAAAAAAGAAAUGGAAACCCGUUCGCAAUUAUUGAAAAAUCCCGUUAAAAUGAAGCAAAUAAAACAAUUAUUAGAAGCGGAAACAAGAAAGAAGAAGGAGAAAAAGUUUAAAAAAUCCAAAAAACACAGAAGUGAUUCCGAAUCUGACAGUGAUAAAGAAUUGGAUAAUUUACUAGCUGAAAAAUACAAAAAGCUCAAGGGGAAAAUAUCCGAAGAAGAUUUAAUGAAGUCUGUGAAAAAGGGGAAAAAAUACGACAGAAAACAAAAACGUAAAGAUUCAUCAAGUGAUGAUUCUGAUUCUGAUUCGGAUUCAGAAUCAGAUUCAGAAAGUGAAACAAAUAAACGAUCAAGGAAAAAAGAAAGAAAAAUUAAAAAACGAAAAGACUCGGAUUCUGAAAGUUCCUCAAGCGAGUCGGACAGAAGAUCAAGCAGAAAGGAUAGAAAAUCAGAAAAAAGAAUGAGAAAACGAAAAGAUUCUGACAGUUCGGAGAAAUCAAAUAGAAGGGGGAGAAAAUUAGAAAGAAAACAUAAAAAACAAAGAGAUUCGGAUUCUGACAGUUCGGAAAGUGAGUUCGAAAGAAAAUCACGAAGAAAAGAUAAAAAAAAGCGAAGAGACGAGAGUAGCGAUUCAGAAAGUAGAACUAGAAAGAAUAAGAAAAACAAGAAACGAAGAGAUGAAAGCACCGAUUCAGAAAGAGAAAAAUCGAGUAGAAAAGAAAAGAAAAACAAAAAACGAAGAGAUGAAAGCACCGAUUCAGAAAAAGAAAAAUCGAGUAGAAAAGAAAAGAAAAACAAAAAACAAAGAGAUGAGAGCACUGAUUCAGAUACAGUGAGAAAAUCCUCUAAAAAGUACAAAAAACAUUCUAACGAAUCAGAAGAAUUUAAAUCAAAUAGCAAAAGCAAAAAACGAGAUUCAAGCGAUUCAGAAACAGAUCGAAAAAAUAAAAGACACAAAAAGGAGAAACAAAAUAAUUCCGAUAGUGAUAAUGAUAAAAUAUAUUAUAAUAAAAAAAUUGAUUCUCAUAAUGUUAGAUCAAAUUUUGGAUUAAUGAGAGCUGAUGGGACAAAAAUGACGAUAAAUCCACGAAGUUAUUCUCCUCACAGAACAAAAGAUAUGGGGAGAAAAAUUGAGGACAGAAAUGAGAAGCGAUGGAUACCACCGAAACGGCAAAAACUCACGGAAGAGGAAAAAGAAAAACGUCGCCUCGAGAUGAUGGAUAAUGCCACUUGGCGUGAAAAAGAUCGUGAGGAAAAAAUACGUCGAGAAAUGGAGGAGAUGAAAAAAGAGGAAGAAACUAAAAAAACAUAUAGCAAAGAUUUUGUCAGAAAACAAUUAGCUGCGGCUGUUGAACUAGGAACAUUGGAAUCACGUGUGAAAUCAAGAAAAAAUACUAUUCAACGAUCGAGUCGCGAUAUGAACACUAAUUUCGCUAGACGGUAACGUUUAUAAAUUUUUGUACAUUAUAAAGAAAUGUAAAUAUAAUUUAAUUUUACUUUUAAUUAAACGGAAAGUAAAUUUGAUUUUGAAAAAUAGAAAAAAAAAUUUAUAAAUAAACAAUGAGUAAAAUUA